Molecule: messenger RNA, 1995 nt
Organism: Aphanomyces invadans
Lineage: Eukaryota; Oomycota; Saprolegniomycetes; Saprolegniales; Verrucalvaceae
Exons: 7
Coding region: 1-1995 (664 amino acids)
Biological process (GO): protein localization to membrane
Cellular component (GO): membrane
Source: RefSeq, a predicted model, not a curated record
AUGAUACUCUUAUAUGAAGGAAAUGAAAUUGUGCAGUUUUAUGUAGGCUUGAAGAAGACUACUUGGACCGCAUCUUGUAUCAUUUAUAAACGGUUAUGUGUUUCCAAGUCUUUUCUUCACUACAGCGUCAACUUGGGGACCACAAUCGGCACAAUACGCAGGACGACCAUGAAGGUGGCGACGUGGAUCAGUACGGCGACGUGCCUCUUGGCGACGCUCAGCCAUGUUGCACAUGCAGAUGUUGAAUCCCACGAGUACGAGCCGAAGGAAGAGGUCGUUGCUUGGGUAAACAAGAUUGGACCGUUCAACAACCCGCAGGAAACAUACACGUACAACUCGCUUCCAUUCUGCAAGGCCGACGGUCUCGAAUUGCCAGAAGCGCAUGCGUUGGGCAUCGGUGAGAUCCUCGAAGGCAACGAGCUGUUCAAUUCCGGCAUGAAGUUGCAAUUUGCCGUCGAUACACCCAAGACAACGCUAUGUUCCCAAACGUUUUCUGCAAAGGAAGCGCAAGAAUUCAUCGAUGCUGUGGACGAGCAUUAUUGGUACCAGAUGAGCGUGGACGACUUGCCGUUGUGGGGACUUGUUGGCCGGGUCGUUGCCGACGACGACGAGCCCGAAAUCCUCGAACAGUUUAAGGUUGGCGAUCGCCUGAUCUACACGCACAAGCGGUUCAGCAUUUCGCACAAUGGCCCAAACAUCAUCCACGUCAACUUGAGCUACGCCGAGGUCGCAACGACGAUCCAGGCCAACAAGAAGAUCAAUUUCACGUACGAAGUGUCGUGGACUCCGACGACGAUUGAGUUUGACGAUCGUUUCGAUCGGUAUUUGGAAGACGAGUUCUUCGAGCACCAGAUCCACUGGUUUAGCAUCUUCAACUCGUUCAUGAUGGUCAUCUUCCUUUGUGGCCUUGUCGCCCUCAUUCUCUUGCGCACAUUGCGCCAAGACUACGCCAAGUUUGCAGCCGACGACGACGAACUCCUGCUCGAGCCUGGCCAGACGAGCUCCAUGCUCAAAGACGAAGGGUCGUCUGGGUGGAAGCUCCUCCAUGGCGACGUCUUUCGUGCGCCGCGCCAUUUGCUCCUGUUCUGCGCGCUCUUGGGCACGGGGGCCCAGCUGCUCGUGCUGAGUUUCCUGGUCAUUCUCAUCUCCAUCGUGAGCUCGUUGUACAUGAAGCCUGGCGGAGUCGUCUCGGUCGGUCUCACGUGCUACGCGCUGUCGUCGUUGGCAAACGGAUGGGCCAGCGGCGCGUCGUACCACCAGUUCUUUUACCCCCGCGUGUCGAAGGACUGGAUCAAGGCGAUGCUUUUGUCGGCCGGGUUGCUGCCGUCCGUCGUGUUUGUCUCGAUCUUCUUCAUCAACUUGACUUCGAUUGCUUACGGCACGACGUAUGCCAUUCCGUUCGUCACGAUUGUCCAAGUGAUCCUCGUCUGGUUCUUCGUAUCGUGUCCGUUGGCCGUCCUUGGGACGAUUCUCGGCCGCCAUGGCGCCGCCAAGCGCGGGUUCCCCUGCCGUGUCAACAAAUUCCCGCGUGAAAUCCCCGAAGCACGGUGGUACCUCCGCCCGUUGGUCCUCGGGCUUCUCACGGGCGUGCUUCCGUUCGGAUCAAUCUUCAUCGAGAUGUAUUUUAUCUUUGCCUCGUUUUGGAACUACAAGUUUUACUACGUGUACGGGUUCAUGCUGCUCGUGUUUGUGAUUUUGACCAUUGUCACGCUGUGCGUCACGAUCGUGUCAACGUACUUCUUGCUCAACGCGGAAAACUACCAUUGGCACUGGACGUCGUUUUCGGCCGCCGGCAGCACCGCGCUGUACGUGUUUGCGUACUCGGUGUACUUUUACUUUUUCAAGACGAGCAUGUCUGGGUUCGUCCAAACGAGCUUCUACUUUGGCUACAUGGCGCUCUUUUGCUUUGCCUUUUUCAUCAUGUGCGGAACGAUCGGGUACUUUGGAAGCAGCAUCUUCACCAAGAGAAUAUACCGAAAUAUCAAGGUCGAGUAA